CAUUUCCAGGUGAGCCCUUUGUGCCUGACAGUGUGGUACAGGUGGCGUUAAUGGUCGAGGCAGACCUUGGACCACCCUCCUGGCUGGUGGGGGAAUGCCAAGGGGUGCUGGCCCAUGAAAACAUAAAAGAGCAGCAUUGAGUGAGAGAGAAGGCACUGCUGCCUGCCCUGCAGACUGACCCCACUCCCAGCCACAGAUGAGAAGUUCAGCCAAGCAGGAAACUGGGCACGGACAAACCCAUCUGCUGGCAUCCAGAGAAAGAGUAAGUCGCUGUUUUGGCUCUAAAGGAGGGGAGAAAUAAGAGAGAAAUAUUUAAUAGCUUUUAUUUUUAUGAAUGAGGCUGUUUCCCUUUCUAGUAACUCUUCUUAGCAGGUAUUUGUGUUUCAAUUUUGUUGCUUUGUAAUCGAGGUGAAGUAACAGAUUCUGCAAAAUUUGCCUUUCAUGUGUUGCAAUUGUUUAUACGCUGUAUCUGUAUGCUUAAGAUAAUAAUUAAUAUUUUUAUGAAUAAUAACCAUAAAGAAUGGUGGAGAGAUUUUGCUCCGUUUUGCAAAGACUCCUUUAGGCAAAUCUUAAAAGGGACAGGAAUUUUCAUGGGAAUUAUUCCAGCUCACGGGGUUUGAGACAUUUUAUUCAGUUAAAAUUGCCUUGAGAAGAGCAUUGGAAGAGAAGGCUCAAGCAAAGUGCAUUUAGGACCUCUGUUUUAUUCUGCCAUUUAAUUUAUAAAUAAAGUCAGUGAUAUAGAAAGGACAAACUAAAGUAAAUAUACUAUUUCUAUGUAGCUCUGGAGUCUCAAUGGCAAUGACAACAUCCACUGUCUGAGUGAACAGAGCUAUCUGGCCCCAAGGUGCCCUGCUCCAGAGUUUCAGUCUCCAGCUGCUUAGCCACCACUAAUAUCUCAUACCAGAUUUUGAUCAUGUAGCUUUCUGCUCUGACUUUUUUCCCCCCUAAUUUAGGACCCAAACAAUAGAAAAUUAAGUGCUACAAUGUUAGAAUGGGUACUGGGAAAUAACCAAAAUUGCACUCAAGCUUUCUUUCCUAAAAUUCACUCAGUUUAAGUGCUCUUGUUCCAGGGAGUAGUUGGUUUGACAUUAAAAAAAAUGAAAAUUUAAAAAAGUCUUUUAAAAAUAAACGUGUUGAAGUGCUCAGCUUGAGCCACCAAAGGUAGGUUUUUGGACAGUGCUGACCACCCAUCCUUGGGACACCUGGCUUCCCAGAAGGUAUCUCUUUCUGCAGACACAUGAAUAAAGGGGGCUUUGACUAUGCAUACCUUACAAUUACAGAAGUACUUCUAGUAUGACAAUACAAUUGUGUAUUCGUGAGCCUGCACAUUCAUGCUUUAUGCAUGGCUAUACACUUGUGGGUUUUUUUGAAUACUUGGACUUUAAAUCCCAGAGAGCACAACUCCACCAAUCAUUCUACCUUACAUCUGUGCAAAACAGUUCUCUCCUCCCAGGCUGGUAAAUCUUUAUAACACUUCUUUCUCACUUUUUAUUUAUGUAAAUGCUUAUCCUGAUGCAAUUCAAAUACCCAGGUCUGUGUGUGUCUGCCUUCCCAGACAGCAUGUACUGUGCACACCUCCAAGCUGGAAUAGCUCCAAGUGUGUUCUGGCAAAGCAAAUCCUGCCACUCAUCCUGGUCCCCUACUCUUUAUUAGGAAAAGUGCAGGCUGCAUGUACAAAACACAGCAUGAAAAUGAAGUUCUUGCACAUGCCUCCUUUCUGUUCUCUUAGGGUUGGGAAUAAUCAGGCUGUGACCUGCUGAGGGUGCCCUUCAUCUGGGGGAAAAAGGGAGGUAUCACCACUCCCCGUUCUUUGGGAGAUGUCCUCCUUUCCCUUGAGUUUUACCCAUAAUUCUGCCUCCCUGUUGCAUGUCACAGCCUUCCCCGCUCUAACAUUUGCCUCUGCUGUGGACAGAAGCUCUGCAUAGGAUGGACAGGCUUGAGGAUUUUACAGAAGUGUUUAUAGAUGAAUUGCCUCUCCUGGAGUCUGUAUACACCUGAAAAUCAAAAUAUCCAUCCAGUGAACAUUUCAAGGGUCAGUGUGUUGUUCAAGUUCAGUGCUACAGUACUGCCUAUUUUAUCUUGCAUUUUUAUCUUGCUAGGAAGGAAUUUGUUCUGCUACACUUGAGAGCUCCACUGCUACAACCUAAUGCCAGUAGCCCAGUCUUCAGCUGCACAAGCAGAUGCAAAUAUAAUUUUCAAGCUAUUGACAACAAGAAUGAAUCAUGCUGCAGCCUGAAAGGCUGUAGAACUUCAGCUCUGAUCACAAACUUAUUUGCCUCAAUUUAUCUAUGGACUAACUAAAUAAGUACAGUAUUUGUUUAAGCAAAGAGAUGGAAAACAAAAUUCCUCUCAGCCAUCAGCCCACUUAGGGAAUUCCUAAAAUUCCCAUGGAGUAAAAACAGCAAAUCCAGCAUUUUGUUUUUCUGAAGGCCGCAGUCUCCCUAGGGCUUUCUGUUCAGAUUAUGUAGCUAGUCUGCAGUCAGACUCAGGUUAGGCUUAUUCAGGGACUGACUCAUUGCAUUUUCCUGUAAUCUUGUUUUUUAACACCUGCUCAGUUCAAAAUGCUAUUUUGAUCUAAGUUGGGUGGGUUUGCUAUUCAUCCUGUGUACAUUACUCAAGCUGCACAAGUAUAGAUUUAAACUCCUCUUUGCUUAAUACACCACUUUCAGAUAGGUGUAUGUUAGCACAAAUGACCAAAGAUGGGUUUUAAUUAGUUUUUUUUUCUGAAGAAAGAAUGGAAGAAAUCAAUUUUAUAGGCUUGGAACUUCCAUUGAAUAGAAUAAACUUUCCACGUGACAGUAGCAUUCUCACACAAUACUCAAAGCUUUUUAUUGCUUUUUUGCAGUUUUUUAAUACACAGACCUGCAAUUAGAGGGAAAAAAAGUGGAAUUAUCAAAGCAGAUUUAAAAAACCUAAAAUGAUGCUAAUAUUAAAUAAGCACUGAAAAUCUCCUUUAACAGUCAAAACCUGUGAAGCAAAAGGAACAGGGAUGGANUAGAAAACUUUUGGGAAAACAUAUAAUAAACCAUGUGUUUCCAUGCUGGAAGAAGAAUACACAUCUAAAACCAUGCAAGGCUGAAACAAACAAACUAAUAAUUUUCUGCUGCUAUUUAUAUCUAGUCUGAAUUUCACCUGAUUUGCCCCCUCACUCAGGACAAAAAAUGAACAAAUUAUUUACUACAUUUAGAUCAUUCAAAAUAGGUUUUUUCAGAAGCAGUUUUUUUGCUUCCAGAAGUAUUUCCCUAAAAUACUUUCUCCCUAAAAUACUUUUUCCCUAAAAAUUGGUAUUUCUAAGCCCUGUCCAACCUGGCCUUCAACUCUCAGGGAUGUCUACGAGUAAAACAAUGGUAGCUUCAGACUUCAGCCACAUGAAAAUCAAGAAAUUAUGCCAAUCACCAAGGUCUUCUUGAUAAUUAACAUCUUCAGGACAAUUAAGUAUCUUUUGAUCUCGACCAUAUCUCACUUCCACUUACCCAUUUCCCAGAAAGUUGCAGUGGCAGUUUCUAUCAGAACUCUUCUUGUAAUUGCUAAAUCUUUACCCUCUGACACCAGAACUGAGGUAUCUUUAGUUCACAGAAACCAAAAUCCACACUUCAAAAGUUUUCAGAGGUGUUUUAAUGCUGUAAUUGGCAGGUAACUGCUGGGAAAACAUUCUCAGCUCUUUGAAGAGUUGGAUAAACUAUCAGUAAUUUCCAUGAGGUAGCAAUAUGCUACCACUGCUCAGUUAAUUUGGGUGACAGCUUAUCCUGGCAUAAGAAAAGACCUCUUGGGUAACACAGUCUAAUUACUAUUCAAGGCACUAAUGUGUUCUUAUACACAGAUUUCUUGCUUCAUUCUCACACACUAAGUGCUUGCCACACCGAUUCUGGGAAGCCAGGUGGGGUGGUGGUGGUGAAAGUGCUCAGCAGUUUAUCUCCUAGUUUUACUGUCCUGCUUUUUCUACUUCUAAUUGUAGGUCCCAAACUGGAGCAUGUAAAGAUUAAAAGGACAGGAAUGUAGGCUUUAUCUCGAAUUUACCCAUGCAGGGGUGGGGGAGUUUUUUGAAGGUUACCACUAGAACAAAAACUGACCAGUAACUCAUAAAAGGAAACAUUGAAAUCACAGGGCAUAAUUUCAAAACAUGGUGUAAUUUUUAGCUGACUAUAUGAAACCAACUUAGAACAAAUACCAGUGCUGCUGAGUGGAGGGCAUGCAUUAUUUGAACCAUGGUUGUCUGGAAUGUCAUUAGAAAUAAUACCACCUUGGAGAAACCAAGUUGUUAGAAUAAACCACCAUCAAAAAAAAAAGAUUUUUUGCUGGACGUAUUUACCAAAGUGAUAUUAUUUCUGCUGGAGGUCAUCUUGCAGCCUGGUAGAGCUCUAGAUUCUUUUAAUCGAAAGUUUAAACCAAACCUUCAGCAGUAGUCCAAGACCCUUUCAGUGCAUGCCACAUUUAGGCUAUGGAGUCAUUCUGUGUUUUAAUAAAAAUGUAUUUAUUAAUCAUCUCACUCAUAAUUUAAAAGUUCAAUCACUUUUGGUAUGCAAAUGUGUUACCAGUUUUAUUACUCCAGCCACUUUCUAGCUUUGAUGAACACUGGGUAUAAGGCUGGACAAGAAUGAUGGUCUAAACCAGCUGUCUUGGACAAUUAUAUGAAAAUAAAAUGCAAACCAGCCCUUCUUAGCUUGAGCUUCUGUAUACAAAGGAGUUAUUCUUUUCAUAAGAACAGAUACAUAAAAACAGGUAGGUUUUGGUUACCCAUCAGUGAAGGAAGAGCAUCCAGAUAAUUUGCCAAGUUCAGAUUUGAAAGCCUAUUCUUGUUUCCUGAGUUCAAAAGUCCUCUAAUAUAAACUAGAAAGCUGAAAAAGGCUUCUAUAAUUUUUACAGAACUUCUAUACCUGCUAUGCAAAAUUGUAAAAUCCAUUGUGCCAGGUGGCUGAGACUUUAAAUAGUUGUACUAAUUAUACUGGAAGUCUAGCUAAAUUGUACUAAAAAGUUAGGGAAGAGAAGAAGGUAUACCCACCAGUUUUCCCUAGAAAAUUGAACAGAAAAUCUUGACAUUUAGCAAAAUCUGCUGCAUUCUCUGUGCUUCUAUAGGUUAUGUCUAAAACUAUUUUGCUGAGUUCAAGGGAUACAUUAUCUCUGUUAAGGGAAGUGGGUAAUGCUCAGAGAGCGACCAUGGUGGAAAGAUGUACCACACACACCAUAUUUGACAGUUUUCUGAAAUACUCCAUCUUUUUAAUUUUGGAGCUGAUGGAGAACAGAACUACAACAGGCAAGAAAAUCAUCCCAUAUUUUAUAUAAUCGUAAUGGCAAUAUUACAAAAAAGAGCUCUGUGUAUCUCCAAGAGCCCUACUGGAGGCAGUUCUCCCAUCCCUAAAAAUUAAACCAAAUAAUUUUCCAAGCCUUAAGCAGUGGUGACAGCAAUGUGGUUUUAUUAAGAGCCAUAUAAUGCUCUGUAGAUUGUUGUCAGCUUAAGAAAAGAUGCAUUGUAGGUAACUCUCACACUUCACAGACACAUAACCUGCAGAAUAUAUUUCACUUCUUGCAUAUCCCUCACCAAAGCCACACAGAAACUACAUCUCAAGAACUGCAAAGGAAUAGUUCUGAUUUGCAGGGAACAGAGAAGAAUAGAAGUAUUUCUGGAGUUUAAAUUUCCUAGAAUGCUAGAAUUUAUAAUUUUGUUUGGAUUCUGAUGGAUGGAGCCCAAAUGUUAUCAGCUAAGCUAAACCUGAUUGGUUGGCUGCAAACCAGUACAGAACUUUAAAGGUUCUCCACUCUUCAGGUACUGAGAAAAAUAAAGGAAGCAAGAGGUAAAACUAAUGAGGAUGCAUCAAAGUAUUUUAGUCUAAUGUUUUAUGAAUAUUAAGCCCUCAAAUGCUAAGUGGGAAAAGCAGUAUCAAUCCUUUUGACACAGGUGGGAGUUUGAAUCUCUUUUACGUAGGCCAAACACAUGUCAAUAUUGUGUAGGAUUUCUUGCAAAUACUGCCUCCAACACAGAAAAAUCGAAAUAAUUUCAUUUAGUUGUGAAACUGUGUUGGUAUUACAGAUUUCUGGUCUGUCACAACUGUUAGCCACUGUUAAGGACUGAGAAAAGAAGCAGUGUGGGGGUCUAGUAAUAGGAUUUCCAAUGUGAUUAAAUGCUUAGAUAGUGGAACCAUUUCAAGCAAUAAUGAUACCACAACAUCUACAGCUUGAGUGAGUCUGACCUUUGGAGUUAAACAUAAGCCAGCAGCUGGACUGGAAUUUCUGGUACAUUCCACAACAUAGAUUAAAUAUUUGAUUAAAAAACUUAAAUGUCUGCAUCCUUCUGUCAUGGUUUGGGAAUGGUAUUCUCCAUUUCAGUACUCCUACUAAAAAAGCCUCCCACACUCCCCUUCCCCCAGCCUGCCACAAAAGGCAAAGCUCAUGGGUUGAGAUAAGAACAGUUUACUGGAAAAAGCAAUGAAAUAAGAAUACAAACAGGAACAGGAAUAUUAAUGACAGAAAUCUACAAAACUGUAGGUGUAUUGCCAUGUUUUCUGAAGUGCUGCAGACAAACAUUCUGGAUGUGAAUCAAUCUUUUUACAUAAGGACCAAAUUUUGUCCAGCAUGUGCCCUACUGCUGCUUUCACUAGAACCUGUCUUUGGUCAAAAUUUGUCUCUAAUGCUUCUUGGUGCUUCAAAACAGUUACAUCAACUUAGACAAACUUUCCUACAUCUUUAUAAUUUGUGUUAAGAAACUGCACUGUGCUUGAUUGCCUAUACCAUCAUAUGUCAGGAAAACACAGAUGCUCCUGGUAAAAUUCAACUCCACUCUGAAAACCAAAGGGCUGGCAGCUGAGGAUCCAAGAGUCCCAACAAACAUGCUCCUAACCAUUUGAGGUUACCCAUGGCUGGGAUGGAAACUUACUCCAUUGCCAUAGGUAAAGCCAAGUGAUCUAAAUCACAGUAAAAGGAGGAGACACUUGGCAGCUUGGCACCAGUGCUAAUGAAGCCAAUAGCCUACCCUGCUUUCUCCAUUUGUCUGGCUCUCAUUUUGGCCAGAUUCCUUGGCAUACACAUCAGUUUUGUGAGAAGUCAGAAGAACCACACGCUAAUUUUCACUAAGGAAAACACAAUUCGCAACUGCAGCUGUUCUGUGACUAUCCGUGACUGUGAUUACUGCCUGGCAAACUUGAUGUGCAGCUGCAAAACAGUGCUGCCUUCUACAAUGGAAAAAACUACCUACAACAGCCACCUGACCAUCUGGUUCACAGACACCUCUGUGCUGGAGAUGGUCCUCAACUUCACAAGGGUGUGGGAUUUGAAGCUGUCUUUCUGUGGCACCACUCCUCUCCCAACAGAAUAUUUGGCCAUUUGCGGACUUCAAAAGCUCCAGGUAAACAAGGUCAAGGGACAAUUUCCAGAGCAGAGCGUAACCAUCUCCAGCAGCAGCAACAAUGAUAAAGAGGACUUGCUUGAGGUGGACAAAAAAGACGGGCAAAUGCUUGCACAUAUUUCUUUUCUGGAUACCUCACUUUUCAAUGGAUAUUCAUUGCUGAAGUCAUACAGUGUGGAAAACGUCUCUAGUAUCAUGAAGCACUUUCCCAGCCUGCUGUACUCUGAUGUUUUCUUCACCUCAGACAACGAGAGCUAUGUUGUAACAUUCAUUUACUGAGUUAUUUAACACAGUCAGUAGUGAGAGGCAUGGGAGGCUGCUAAAAGUGAUGGAAUGCCUUUAAGUCUGUCUGGUGUGUCCAGGAGGAUGUGUUAGAGGACUGUGAGAAAACUCUACAAGGAGGCGUUUGAAGUAAGAGACUCAUCAGAUUAAUUCAGCAAACUCUUUCUUAAAGAACAAAGUAAAUGUGAAACAACUGUUUUCCAAA
Molecule: messenger RNA, 7823 nt
Organism: Sturnus vulgaris (Common starling)
Lineage: Eukaryota; Metazoa; Chordata; Aves; Passeriformes; Sturnidae
Source: RefSeq, a predicted model, not a curated record